Molecule: messenger RNA, 804 nt
Organism: Entamoeba invadens IP1
Lineage: Eukaryota; Evosea; Mastigamoebida; Endamoebidae
Exons: 1
Coding region: 1-804 (267 amino acids)
Source: RefSeq, a predicted model, not a curated record
AUGAGGGAAGGGUCAUUCAAAAAAGACCCACCAAAGAGCAGACUUCCUCCAGGCACAAUUAAAAGAAACGUGUUUUUGUUUGGUAAAAUUGGUACUAAAAUCACACAACAAAAUAAGGAUUUGGACAAACAUGUAAAUCGUUUGAAACAAGUUGUUGGCGAAACGGAACGAAAAACUCAAAAAACCUUUCAAGUUGUCAAAAAGAUUGAAGUGGCGGAAUGUAACAACAAAAACGGGGAAAAUUUCAAGGAUAAGCAAGACCAAGUUGUCGGACAAAGUGAGAGUCAGAGCUCGACAAAUGUCGUCAUCCGAAAAUCAGACGAGAAGAAACAGAGUCUAUCUGAACAAAAAAAAUCGGAAAAAGAAGCUCCUUCAGUCUCGGAGUCUUGUGGUGCAUUGGAGAAUGUAGACAACUCUUCAGAUAUUCAAAGAGGAGUCAUGGAGAGUCCUGAAGAGAAAAAGACAUACAAGCAGUCAACAAAGCCAAGAAAAAUGAAAAAAACAAAUAAACCGACACGACCAACUCGGAGAGUGAUGCUCGAAGUCGCAAGGAAGAGGUGGGACUAUUUACAGCGGAUGAACAUGUUGCCUUCAAGAAGAUUCAAAAGAAAAGUAAAGCCAAUGUUAGCAAACACGGUUCCUUAUUAUUUGUACAGUCCUGGAAUGACAAUGGGGAAGCUCGAACUCGAGAUUGAGAACGACUUGUAUUCACAAAGAAAGACAACUCUUGACGAUGUUGACUUUGUUGACUCCGAGUUGUUGGACUCUGACCAAAGUUCUGAAGAUGUACAAUUUAUUGCAUAA